Messenger RNA from Closterium sp. Yama58-4, 414 nucleotides. The record is from the annotation of a GenBank genome assembly. Lineage: Eukaryota; Viridiplantae; Streptophyta; Zygnematophyceae; Desmidiales; Closteriaceae.
AUGUUCCAUACUUAUACAUGCAACCUUCCCCCCCAUUCCCUUUUCCUCCCUUCCGCCAUCCAGCUCUUCCCCAAUGGAUUACAAGUGCAAGCAGACAUGUUCCAUGUGGGCAGCAAGGGGGGGGGCGAGGCCAUGGCAGCAGCCAUGGGGGUGCCCUUCCUGGGCCGAGUGCCCUUCGACCCCUCACUGGGCCGCGCUGCUGAGGAGGGCCGCUCCGCUGCUCCUCACCAUGGCGACGACGCCACUGCAGCUGAUGGUGGUAUCGGUGUUGCUGCUGCUGGUGGUGUUGGCGGGGAUGGUGGAGCAGCGAAUGGGGGUGUGCGGAAGGUGGAGGAGCUGUCACCGGGUGCGGCUGCGCUGGAGCGGAUAUUCAGCAAGAUUGUUGCCACCGUUGAGAGCAGCGCUUGCAGAUGA